CUCUUUACUAUAAUUUAUGUAAGCAUAAUAAAUUUCACAUGGGAUGCAUUAUUUGUCGGAUAAAUUUUUUGGCAAACUUGAUACAAAUGUCUAUUACUAUUAUUAAGUCAAAAAUGAAAAUCCAAAUUAUUGCGUAUCCUUCAAUUAUUAGUGCUUAUUUUUGAAUAAUUUAUUAUUCAAUAAUUAUGUUGAUCAUACAUACGAUAAAUUAAAACCUACAAUUAUAAAAAAUGUUUACGAAUUUGUGGAAUUUUUAUAGCAGAACAAAAAAGCAUAUUUUCGAGAUUCUUCGAGAAGAGAACUUGAAAAAAGUUUUGAAAAAUAUUAUUAAAUUUGAAUAAUGAAUUAGUUUUAAAACAAAUCAAAAAAUAUGAAUGAA
Messenger RNA from Paramecium tetraurelia, 379 nucleotides. RefSeq lists its product as uncharacterized. Lineage: Eukaryota; Ciliophora; Oligohymenophorea; Peniculida; Parameciidae. The transcript has 2 exons. The record is from RefSeq and is a predicted model, not a curated record.